AUGCCUGCGCUCUACGCUUACGGGGAUGGCGGAUGCCUCGUCUCGGCGCCGGCUGAGCUGGCGAGGCUCUUCUGCCGCGGCGCCGUGCAGCAGCGGAAGCGCACGCUGGUGGCCGCGACCGCGGUCGCUGCGGCGGCGGCGGAGUGCGUGAGGGUGGCCAAGAAGCAGAGGCAGCAGCUGCCGCUGCCGCUGCCGUCGCUCGACGCGCUCCCGGACGAGUGCCUCUUCGAGAUCCUGCGCCGCGUGCCCGGCGGCCGCGGCCGCGGCGCCUCCGCCUGCGUCUCCCGCCGCUGGCUCGCGCUCCUCGGCAGCAUCCGGGCCUCCGAGCUCGGCCAGGCCGCGGCGGCGGCGGCGGCGGACACCCCGUCGCUGCCCGACCUGAACGAGGAGUUCGUCAUGGAGGAGGAGGAUAAGGAGAAGUCCCCCGCGGAUCGGUGCGCCGUUGACAGGGUCCUGGAGGGCAAGGAGGCCACCGACGUCCGCCUGUCCGCCAUGGCCGUCGUCGCCGGAUCCCGCGGCGGGCUGGAGAAGCUCGCUGUCCGCGGUAGCCACCCGACCCGUGGCGUCACGGACCAAGGACUCUCGGCGGUUGCACGCGGCAGCCCCAACCUCGGCUCGCUGGCGCUCUGGGAUGUGCCUCUUAUCACCGAUGCUGGGCUUGCGGAGAUCGCCGCCGGGUGCCCCUCGCUGGAGCGUCUGGAUAUCUCUCGAUGCCCCCUCAUCACAGACAAGGGCCUCGCCGCUGUUGCGCAGGGGUGCCCCAACUUGGUGUCUCUGACCAUUGAGGCAUGCUCCGGUGUUGCCAAUGAGGGCCUGAGGGCCAUUGGCCGCAGCUGCGUGAAGCUGCAAGCUGUGAACAUCAAGAACUGCCCUCUUGUUGGUGACCAAGGCAUCUCCAGUCUGGUGUGCUCUGCUACCGCUUCACUUGCUAAGAUCCGGCUCCAGGGAUUGAACAUAACUGAUGCUUCGCUUGCUGUGAUUGGAUACUAUGGGAAGGCUGUCACUGACCUUAUACUUACUCGUCUUGCUACUGUUGGUGAGAGGGGUUUCUGGGUGAUGGCUAAUGCUGCUGGCCUGCAGAAUCUGAGGUGCAUGAGUGUUACCUCUUGCCCUGGAGUCACUGAUCUUGCGCUCGCUUCUAUUGCCAAGUUCUGCCCAAGCUUGAAGCAGCUUUACCUCAGGAAGUGUGGACAUGUGUCGGAUGCUGGCCUUAAGGCAUUCACAGAAUCAGCAAAGGUGUUUGAGAACUUGCAGCUUGAGGAAUGCAACCGGGUUACUCUUGUCGGUAUUCUUGCUUUCCUCCUCAACUGCAGCCAGAAGUUCAGGGCUCUCUCUUUGGUGAAAUGCAUGGGGAUCAAGGAUAUCUGCUCUGCGCCUGCACAACUUCCUCUUUGCCGAUCACUUCGUUUCCUUACAAUCAAGGAUUGCCCAGGUUUCACUGAUGCAAGCUUGGCUGUGGUGGGGAUGAUUUGCCCUCAGUUAGAGCAGGUUGACCUGAGUGGUCUUGGUGAGGUCACUGACAAUGGGCUUCUUCCAUUGAUCCAGUCUUCUGAAGCUGGUCUGAUCAAGGUUGACUUGAGUGGUUGCAAGAACAUCACAGAUGUGGCUGUCUCCUCCCUGGUGAAGGGACAUGGAAAAUCUCUGAAGAAAGUCAGCCUUGAGGGUUGCAGCAAGAUAACAGAUGCUAGCCUCUUCACCAUGUCUGAGAGCUGCACCGAGCUUGCCGAGCUUGAUCUUUCAAACUGCAUGGUUAGUGACUAUGGUGUUGCCAUCUUGGCAUCUGCAAGUCACCUCAAGCUCCGUGUUCUCUCACUGUCUGGUUGCUCUAAGGUUACUCAGAAGAGCGUGCCGUUCUUGGGCAACCUUGGCCAGUCUCUAGAGGGCCUCAAUCUUCAGUUCUGCAACAUGAUUGGCAACCACAACAUUGCAUCGCUGGAGAAGAAGCUCUGGUGGUGUGACAUCCUUGCAUAG
Molecule: messenger RNA, 1971 nt
Organism: Miscanthus lutarioriparius
Lineage: Eukaryota; Viridiplantae; Streptophyta; Magnoliopsida; Poales; Poaceae
Source: the annotation of a GenBank genome assembly